ACUUGUUCUGUAAUUAUAUUUGAUACUGAAUAGCCCCAGAUUGUCAAACGGGUUGUUGUCUACAUUGCAGUCAGGCCAAAACUCAAAACUGAGGCAGACCAAAGGCUGCUUGAGGAGGGAAAUGAAAUGCAGUAAGUUCUACAUUACAUCGUAGGUCUGUCAGUGUAGAGUGCACUUUUUUUGGUGGCACACGUUUACAGUGAAGAAAAUAAGUAUUUGAUCUGCUGAUUUUGUAAGUUUAAACUCAUACAAAGACAGGACCAAACCAUAUUUGUAUAAUUUUUUUAAAUACAUUAUUUUGUAAUUGAUUUAAUUAAAAAAGUAUUUGAUCACCCACCAAACAACAACAAUUGUGACCCCACAGACUGGUAAUGUGCUCAUGAAGCACACAAAUUAGUUCUCUCCCUACAGCAAAAAGCCUAGAGAGUUAGAGACCUUUGUUAUUGUUGGAAUCUGAAAAUGGAAGAACUACAUGGUACGAGUCACUGUCGCUCUGGAUUUCCAUGCAAAAUCUCACCCUGUGAGGAAUGAAUAAUUCUGACAUCAGGGAUCGGCCCAGAAUACAAUGGAGGAGCUGGUUAAUGAUCUAACAUGAUCUAAAUUGCUGAAUAUGACACCAAUAACGGCAUCCCUACUGUCAAGCAUGGCGAUGCAAACAUUUUUGUAUUGGGGCUGUUGCUCUGCUAAGGGUACAAGAGGACUUCCCAAGGCUGAUGAACAGGGCCAUGCUCCGUGGAAUCUUGGAUGAGAACCUUCUGACCUUAGCCAAAACAUUGAAGAUGGGUCGUGGAUUGGUCUUCCAGCAUAGCAAUGACCCAAAACAUACGGACAGGGAAAUGAAGGAGCGGCUCAAGAAGUGCAUUAAAAUCCUGUAAUGGUCUACCUAAUCUCAAGUCUGUUAUCCAUAGAACAUCUGUGGCGUAAUCUUAAAGGUACCAAGUCACAGCCUCAAAACCUUCAGGAUUUAAAUGUAUCUGUAAGGAGUAAAGAGACAAACUUCCUCCAACCGUGGUGACCAAUAACAAACAUCGGGCCUCCGUGCUUUGCAAAUCAAGAAUUUCUCCCCAUGUACUAAAUCAGGUUUUAUUAGGGGAUCAAAUACUUACUCCCCUCAAAUACAAAUUAAUUUUUAACCUUCAUUUAAUGGUUUAAAAAAUACAUUUUGUCUCUCUCUGUUCGAAUAAACCUAGCAUUAAAAAAAAAUCAGGACGUGUCUUUGUAAGGGAGUAAACUUUAAUAAAUGAGCAGGGGAUCAAAUAAUUAUUUCCCCACUGUAUAUACAAUAUAGAUAUAUAGUAGAUGAAGUUGGGUCCAGUUUAAAUAUUUACCACACCCUGGUGUUUGAGUGGUCAAUUGAAUGUAGAGAAAAGGGUGUGUUCACCCCCCCCCCCCAUAUACUGUAUCAGAAUUUGUACAUAAAAGAUUUAAACCCACUCUCUUUUACAAGUCUUAUUUUACAAAUCCAUUUGUCUUGUAAAGCAUUAUUUAUAGCUUGUUUGUGAAUUUGUCUUUUCUUAGUGUGUGUGUGUGUGUGUGUGUUAUAAUCUAUGAACAAGGGUCAAACCCUUAUAGUUAUUGUACUUAUUUCUAUUAAGGGUACAGUAUGUUCCAACUAUCAUGGGAUCAGGUGACGAUUGUGACAUUUCAGAAAGUUUAUGGACAAGUGAAUACAGCAUUUUAAAAUAGUCACUAAUUUUACUGCAGUUGUGCUAAACACUAUUCACAAUUCGCCUUUCAGGGAAAGGUCCCUUUCAUGGAAAACCGAGCACUUGCAGUCACUGUCCCAUUACAAAGUGGUUAUACAUGUUUUUCGUUUGUUUUGGUAUAUAUGACAGAAAACCACAAAGUAAUGAUUUUGUCUGAAAUUAUUUUGUAUGAAGCUCACCAUCGCUGCGUUCAGUCAAGUUUAUCCUGGAAAUGCAAUUUCCCAUUAGUUGUUGAGUGCGUUGUGACCACUGAACUCUACUACUGGAAGGGGCGUCCCUGCUGACCGCAUGAAGCCAUUGGUCGGCCAUCUUGCUUCACCCAAAAAAGCACACACGCAUAGACAUACAUGUAUCUUCAUUCACUACAUUUAUGUUUCGGUAUAAAAAUUAACACGAAUUAACAAAAAUUCAAUUGAAACAGUAAAUUUACUAGACCCAAAUCUUAAAAUUUCCCUCAAGUUUAAGGUUUUUCCUACCUCUAUGGUGUGAAAUUACAAUGCACAACAACUCAAUUUCAGUGUUCAUAAGGUAUUUGUUAUGAUAAGGAUCUACGUAGUAUCAAAGUUUAAUGCAACGCAUACCUUUAGAAGAUGAUCAGGAAAGUCAGUUUUACAAAAAGUAAUUAAAUGGGACUAAAAAUAUUUGAAAACAUUUUUAAGAGAAGUAGAUUACUCUUUUUGUCAUUCAUAAACAUUGAUUACAGCGCAAGAAUUUUCUGUUACAAAAAAAAAUCCAAAGUAGUUCUUGCCUCACCAGCCAUGGACCUCACCGCACGUCACUUUUCUCCAGAUACUCUUUACACCAUCUGUAUUUUAUCAGCGGUUCCAUGACUGUGGAUAUUUCUACGUAGAUUAUUGUAACACAAAUACUGCAUAUAAAUAAUAAAACAGUGAUUCUUGUAUUUUAACGCUGAAGUGACACGGUAAACUUAGGCUUAUCACUUAAUUAUUGUGCUCAUUUGUAAGUCUAUUUGCAAUGACAUGGCUAAAAAAAAUAUAGAUUCCUGUUUCAAUUCGUUUGGUUCCAUUUCAUAGCGGUUUCAUUUAAACAAAUGAGGUCCUGACUGAUGUCACUUCCGCUGGAGCGUCACACUUGCGUUGCCGUAGCAUUUCCGCUGCGAAUUAGUUCCGUGUAACACGGUCAGGCAGAAAACUCCAAAUUAUGUACAGACUGGUUCACUAAUUAGGGGUGUAAGGGAUGACUACAGCAAUAAUUUCGCUUUUGAAUGUUCUCACGAAGCCUAUUGGUGAGGUAUCUGGGCGUGAUGCAACGUCCUCAAAGGAGGAGGCGUUUCAAGCAGCACUGCUGACCAACAGAGAUGCUCUCCUGGAGCAGCUGUACAAUGACAGCAGCUUAAAGGAUGUGAGGAGGCUUAGAGAGGAUGUGAUGACAGGGGCAAGCUGGUUUUUAAAUGACACAGAGGAUGUGAUGUGGGGCUUUGUCCAGGAGUGUCUUCUUAUGCUCCUCACCUUAGCACGCCACCUUUCCGUUGAACUUGAGCUUUUCAAGCUGACACCUACCUCUACAGCCAGACUACACACCCCUGAGAUGGCUCCACCGUUACCCCCAGAUGUCCUCAGUGUCACCCAGCAGAAAACACUUGGCUCAGCGCUUCAGUUUGUGGUUUCCCUGGGGCUCUGCCCAUACUUGGCUCCUGGAGUGGGUGUACCACUUGGUCACAGGUCAGCAUUUGGUGCAAUGGUGGAGAAAAUGGUUUGUGGUCAAACAUCUUGUGUGGCGCAUCACCGGCUUCUAACCACAACCAAUGUAUUGUUGCACUUGGCUGAACUGUCAUCUCUUGCCACAUUGGUAUUCACCCGGCACCUUGGAGAUGUGAUGGCAGCGCUCUGUCAGCUUGGUUACCAGCCACAACAGUCUGAGGGUAGCACCUCAAAGGAUGUUAAGGACCUCAGUGAAGAGGAACGUGGAAACUGCCAGGAGGCUCUCAGACAUCUAUUGGGAAAAGUCUAUCAGCCAGUUGUCAUCAAGGAGCUCCUUAUCUUACAAGGUGGAACCAAACAGCCCGGUCCAGUAGGAAGGUCCAAUGCUUCCAAAGACAGGACAGCUUCCAGCUGGCUGAGGAGACUAUGUGGUCAUUUGCUUUCUGAGCGUUUGAUGCAGCCGAAUGGGGUUCGAGCUGUAGUUAGAGCCAUCCUAGAGGGAGGAACAGGGGGUGAGUCAGACUGGAAGAAAUGUGAUGGUAUAGCCAGGAUCCUGGCAGCAUGCCCCCAGCAGUCUGCUUCAGCAGACACUUACUAUAAGCAAAUCUGUUCUCAGAUCCUUGAGCUCCUUCACCUUAAAGACAAGCUCACAGCGCAACAGUUUCAGCGUGUGGCCACCAGCACGACUCUGUACUUGGUGCAAGAGAAGCCCAAUUAUGCUCAGCUAUACUUGCUGGUUCCUCUGUUGGCUCCUCUCCACCACUGCAUCACUGCUGCUGAUAUUAACUGCCAAGUUGUUGUGGAGGAAUGGGAACUGAUGCAAUGUGUGGAGGACAUCAACAAGAUCUGGGUGGUGGGAAACAGGUCGUCUGCUCUCCUCCUCAAAGCGUUAGAAGAGGUUCUUCCUGUUGUCUUCACACUCUACUGUUUCACCAAGCAGAAUGUCUCCAACCUACGAACGCCAUGUUGUGAAAUUUUGCUCUGGUAUCUGAGCCACACAGAGGCUUCAGCAGCCCUAUCAGUACUCAGGCAACUGUCAGGUCUUCAGGUGCAUGCUGAUGUUGCAGCAGGCUUCCAUUUCACUCCUGGCAGCAGUGGUGGUGUCCAACUCAGUUGCAGAGACGGCUGCAGUGAUGAAGACAACACACUAUAUGAGAAGCUGUCUGGGGAGCAGUGGCGGCUGGAGUGUCUAAUGCACCUGUUAUCUCAACUCAAAGACAAUGAUCUGCCAGGAGACUUCUUCCUGGACUUGUUACAGGAAUUAACCAGGUGGACGACAGCAGAUGCUGAAGAAGAGGAGGAAGACGGACAGCAGUUAGACAUAUCGGCAAUGACACUCCUGGAGGUGGAGCAGCAGCAUGGCCGUGUCACAAGGCAAGGCCACAUGCUGGCUUUGCUUCAGGUUCUGGCUGUAAUGGUGGAAUCCCUGCAGCAUACUGUACUGAUGAGAAAAAACAUUCAGGUGGUUGGAUUUAUAGUAUCUCUGCUUCAGAGGGCUUGCGUGGGUCUGGAUCAGGCCAAUGGUCUCAGUAUUGGAAAUCCGAUAGAGAGCCAAACACUGACUAUGGGGAUCGGCCUGUUGGCUACUCUGCUCUCUGAACCCCAGCUCACUGUGGAGGUCUACUCCUCUAUGUCAAGACUGCUCCAGCCACUAGGGACUCUAUCCCAGAAACACCCAGAUGUGCUCAUCCAAGAGCUAGCCUCAAACUUAAGAGCUGUCAUUGCUACCCAGGGUGCUUACCGACCAGAUAACCUCUCAAACAUUGCUGCUCCAGGCACCAAAGACAGUGAGAUGUCACCCAAGAGCUAUGUACCCUGUAAGAACCAAAACAAAGUAACAAAGGAAUCUCAGACUUGUCCUCAUACACCUUUGUUGGUCAACAACAAUCAUGUAAAUUCCCAUAUUAGACAACCAGCAUCCUUUCAGGGCUCAGUGACAAGUGAAACUUCACUUCCCUCUAAGGGCUUUUCAGAUUGGCUUCUUGAGGCAUGUGACCCUGACAUUCCAACUAAAGCAUUUGCUCUAAGGACUUUGACCCAAAAGGUGCAAAGCAAAGACCCAGAGACUCUACAUGACCUGGAGAAAGUACUUAUUCUCUUCCUUGAAAACCUGGAAAAUGAGGACUCCUUCAUCUACCUGUCAGCUAUUCAAGGCCUUGCUUCAUUGGCUGAUUCCUACCCUGAGAGGAUCCUGGAAAGACUCCUAAGAGACUUUCAAGAUGGUCCUUCACACUCUACCACCAACACGGAUCACUCCUUGGAGUUUCGCCUAAAAAUUGGCGAAGUCCUAAUGAGGGCAAGCAGAGCUAUGGGUGAUUUAGCGCCCCACUUGGGUCAUCCCCUGGUGACUGCGUUCCUGAGAGGAACCAGAGACUCUGACCAAAGUGUCCGUGCCAGCAGUCUGUCCAACCUGGGGGAACUCUGCCAGAGAUUGGACUAUGCUCUCGGUCCACUGGCUCAAGAGCUGAGCUCCUGUCUGACGGCUCUGAUAAAGACCGAGAAGGAGGCAGAGGUGAGGCGAGCUGCUGUUCAUGUUAUUACAGUGCUGAUCCAAGGCCUUCGUCACAAGACCACUCAGGUCCUCAGUGAUGUUUUGUUGGACCUGUACCGAGCUCUAAAGUGGGUGGUUCGCUCCGACCCAGAUGAGGUUGCGGUACUCCAUGCCCAGCUCGCUCUGGAGGAGCUAGACGGCGUUAUGAGAAGCCUCAUCUUCCCGAAGCAAACGUUGGAGAAGAAGAUUGUUGUCCUGCCUUAAAAAAUUUUUUUCUGCACUUCUAGCACUGUUUUUGCCUCUCAUUUAUACAUGAGUGCAGUAGACUGUAACCUGGUAGAAAUGUAAAUGUAAUGUAUUGCAAUAUACCUUUGUUUGUUUGCAAUGAAUUGCAAUGAAUUUGUCUCACUCCCAUUUCUUCUUUUGCAUUUUCAAGCUCUACUUAGAACCUCAUUAAGAUCCAACAGUGCAAAAUGUAAUUUCUUGCAAUUUCACAACAUCAAAUUUGGAUGAGCAGUGCAUAUAUAGUAUGUUAUUAUGUGCAGUAUGUUGUGUGUGCAUCAUAAGUGUCAACAUUUCAACUUUUUCUCUUUGUAUUGUGCCUUUGUACACUAUUUCUCCCAUGUUUUUUUUUGUUUUAUUUUAUUUCUACAAUUUUCCACAGGCCAAUAAAAAAUGAAAUGUAGGCCACAACUGCCCCCGGGCUGCACUUUGGACACCACUGGGAUAAAGCACACAAAAAAUAAGUCAUCUUUUGCCACUUUGCGUUUCAAACAUCGCUCCCUCACUCUAUUGCGGUUUUUCAAAAAUGAAUUAAUAAAUGAGCUCCGUUUCAUUGUUGACUAUGGCCUAUUGUUAGUCAAAAAUAUUGAAAGACAAGUCAUAUGUGGUAUUCUGGCCACUAGGUGUCAGUAAUGUUACAUUCAUGAGACAGAUUACACUAUAUUAACUUGCACUGCAAGAAGUGGUACAUUUUUUAUUUCUUACUUUGAUCUUCCCUGCUGAGUUUCAAACACUUUAUGUUGAGAACAAAUAAAUUAGAGGCUAACUACUUAGCUUGCUAUAUGCUAUGAGCGGCGGUCGUCUCUUAUGUCCCUGCGGAAAUCCCGUAGCCUGCGCAAUGGAGUUGCACAAUGUGGUGGAAACAAAGAUAGCAGUAGUGCUAAUCAAGUGUUGUAUGCCGUGCAAUCAACCCACAUUAUGUUCACAACACAACACGGAACUUUCAAUGCUAACGUGUGAGUAAUGUCUUAUCUCUUUUUAUAUCUACUAUAUUAGGUAAUGCGAGUACAGGGGUGUUAUUUCAUGCCUGCAUGGCUCAAAUAAUGGUAAAAACCAUAUUUAGGUCAUAAACAGGUUUUCUAUACUCAACACCAAAAAUAUCCAAGCUGUACACUGACUACUCUAAAUUAUAUCCAAGAUUCAUCUCUCUAGCUGGUGUGAUCAUGAAAUCCUGGGGGGUCUAUUUCAUGCUUAAGUAGAGGGUGACAGCACUGCACUAAAUAAACAUACCCAAAUGACUUUUGGGGUUUGAAGCGGCUCAUGAGACAUUCCUUCUUUUGUCCUUCAUCAUCCCUCUCAUCCAUCCAGUGAAUGAAGCGCGACCUCGCCCCUUCUCCCUCGCAGGGCAAACAUGGCAGGCUCCAGCCUCGUUUCCAUGGAUUUGCUCCUCAACACCGACUCAAGGCUUUACUGCAGGCAGGCGCUUUACAAAUGAGCGCUGGCAGAUUUAGUCUUCUAUAAAAUAUCACCAAACCAGGUCCUUAAAUCAAAGCGGUGUUCACACUGGGGGUUAGGUAUUGUUCUGCUGAAAUGACUCACUUGGUUUCGUGCUACAGCUGACCAAAUCUCCAGAUAUACAGCUACACUCAAAAUGACUCAAACCCAUUUGAAAUGUGGAAAUGUCCAACCAAUUAACAAAAGAAUAUUAUAUGUGUUGAGCUAUUUAAAUUGUUUUGGUUUUGUUGGUUGAUUGCAAGCUAUUGCAACUGAAUCCAGUUUACAAUGAAGGUUGACUCAUUUUGAGUGCAACUGUAGAGAGUGAGACAUGCCAAAGUUCCAAUUUAGUUAGUGCGGAAGGGUUUCCUCUCAUUCAACAUCUCCGACCUCUGACCUCACAAAUAUGCUUCAUGAAUAGACAAAAUUGUUGCCGUCCUGGCCACACCUUUGACAUUUGAAUGACAAAACAAAACCUUUGUCCAUAUAGUGCAAGGGUGUCCAAAGUGCAGCCCGGCGGCCUUUUGUGGCCUGCAGCUCAUUUUUUAUUGGUCAGUGGCAAAUUGUAAAAAUACAGUACAGGAGGGAAAAGAAGAGGAAACGGUGUAAUAUGAGGAGGAAAUGUUGGCUCUAAUCCUUUUUUCAAUAACUUUUGAUUUUUGUUUUUAUUUUUGUCUAAUUUAACUUUUCGGCAGAUUUAAUUGGUUUUAGCCUUUUUUUUUUUCUUUUUUUUUUUAUAAAAGGCAAAAUAUCCAAAUUGCACUGACAUUCCUUGAUUUUUCAGUAUGCGGCCCUGAGUGGAAAAAGAUACACACUCGUAUAGACACUGUGGAGCUGGUGACCAACAAGAAACACAUCCUUGCACAGGCAUACUGACAUAAACCUCCAUAUCCAUCCAUUUCUUUUCUAUGCUGCUUAUCCUCAUUAGGGUCGCGGGAGUAUGCUGGAGCCUAUCCCAGCUGACUUCGGGUGAGAGGCAGGGUACAACCUGGACUGGUCACCAGCCAGUUGGCCACUCUAAAUUGUCCAUAGGUAUGAAUGUGAGUGUGAAUGGUUGUUUGUCUAUAUGUGCCCUGCCACCGGCUGGCGACCAGCCCAGGGUGUACCCCGCCUCUCGCC
Molecule: messenger RNA, 8693 nt
Organism: Dunckerocampus dactyliophorus (ringed pipefish)
Lineage: Eukaryota; Metazoa; Chordata; Actinopteri; Syngnathiformes; Syngnathidae
Gene: tango6
Product: transport and golgi organization 6 homolog (Drosophila)
Exons: 18
Coding region: 2904-6122 (1072 amino acids)
Biological process (GO): protein secretion
Source: RefSeq, a predicted model, not a curated record